UACUUUUCCCACUUUGUCAUGCCAGCCUUUUUAGCUGCUUCAUCUCUUCAAUGAGGCAAUUUAAAGUUAGGCUUCUCUAAAGAACUUGCAGUAGUAUCUCGAGGCAACCUGACUCCGCAAGGCUGCUUUUCUUUUACCAACUCUCCUAACCAAGCCUCCAUAUAAAAGCAAAAUGGAAGAUCCAUGGCAGAAGGCAUAUGACUUUGCUGUUGCAGUGGCAAGAAAAGCUGGAGCGGAAAUUAGGAAAGCUGGAGAGAGUGAAAUCAGAGUCAUGACAAAGAGCUCCACUGUGGACCUCGUCACCAAGACUGAUGAGAGGGUUGAGAAAAUCAUCAUCGGGUCUCUUAAAGAGGAAUUCGGAGAAGGCACGCACUGUUUCAUUGGGGAGGAGUCAGUUGCCAAAGGCGAGCCAUGUAUCUUGACUGACAAACCUACAUGGAUCAUAGACCCAGUGGACGGCACCACAAACUUUGUACAUGGAUUCCCAUUUGUGGCUGUCUCUAUUGCAUUUGCUGUCAAUAAGGAGUUGGAAUUUGGUGUGGUAUACAGCUGCUUGGAGGACAAGAUGUACAAAGCACGACGGGGGAAGGGAGCUUUCUGUGAUGACGAACCCAUUCAGGUGUCUGAUGUGAAAGACAUUAACCAGUCAAUAAUCAUCUCUGAACAUGGAACUGAUAGAAGCCCAGAAAAAGUGACAAAGAUCUUCUCCACAAUGCAAAAGAACCUCUGCAUCCCAGUGCAUGGGCUACGUGGGUCAGGAACAGCUGCUACAAACAUGUGUUCUGUGGCGACCGGGGCAGUUGAGGCUCUCUUUGAGAUCGGGAUCCACUGCUGGGAUAUUGCCGCUGGUGCAGUUAUAGUCAAAGAAGCUGGAGGAAUCCUCCUGGAUGUUGAUGGGGGACCAUUCGAUCUAAUGUCUCGGAGGAUGAUUUCAGCAAACAAUGAGACUAUUGCUAAACGGAUCAUCAAGGAAAUAGAAAUAUUCCCAGUGGUGAGGGAUGACGUUCCAAUAGAGAAGAAGUGAAGGUGCUUGAUGAUCGUUUAUACUGAAUUUCAAGUCCGCUGCAAAAUGGGAACAAGAAAAGCUCUUUCACUCCUUUGUCAGAAUAAAAAUCUCUUUGCUGUA
Molecule: messenger RNA, 1126 nt
Organism: Haplochromis burtoni (Burton's mouthbrooder)
Lineage: Eukaryota; Metazoa; Chordata; Actinopteri; Cichliformes; Cichlidae
Product: inositol monophosphatase 1
Exons: 9
Coding region: 173-1024 (283 amino acids)
Biological process (GO): signal transduction; inositol metabolic process; phosphatidylinositol phosphate biosynthetic process
Molecular function (GO): inositol monophosphate 1-phosphatase activity
Source: RefSeq, a predicted model, not a curated record